AUGACAAAGUUGAUAACGCCCCAUGAACUACGCCGCCACUGGCUCAAUCGCCUAGAAAUCGCCCUGCUGGACUCUCCGAUAGAGGAGAAAUUACCACCACUCGUACCGCGACGCGCGACUCCGGUGGUCGUCUACGAUAAUGGCGAAGGCUACGUCGAGCGGGCUGUAUCUCGCAUUGUCGCACUGGGAUACAACGAUGUCGCUAUUCUGGAAGGGGGUCUAGUGGGCUAUACGCAUGCAGGCGAGGUCUAUCGCGAUGUAAAUGUGCCGUCCAAGGCAUUUGGGGAAUUGGUCGAAUCGAUCCGACACACUCCGUCACUCUCAGCCAAAGAGGUAAAGGAGUUUUUGGAUCGGGAGAAAGAUGCGGUUGUGUUGGAUGCACGGCGCUUUUCAGAGUACUCAACCAUGAGUAUUCCGCGCGGUCGCAGCUGUCCGGGUGGGGAAUUGCUGUAUCGCAUUUUUGAAGCAGCACCGUCACCGGAUACUACGGUCAUUGUGAACUGCGCGGGUCGUACGCGGAGUAUCGUUGGGACGCAGUCGUUGAUCAAUGGUGGGAUUCCUAAUAAAGUCAUGGCAUUGCGAAAUGGAACCAUUGGAUGGACGCUGGAUGGUCUGGAAUUGGAGCAUCGAAAAGCUGAGCGCAUUCCUCUGCCUUCGCCAGAGGCAUCUCUUAAAGCUAGACAGCAUGCUGAAUCCUGGGCACACCAUGUCGGAGUGUCGGUUAUCGACGGGGAGAAGCUUGGUCGGUUGGCAGCGGAGGAAGAGCGAACACUCUACCUCCUCGACGUGAGGGACCCGAAUGAAUAUGUUGAGGGUCAUCCGAAGGGAUUCCAAAAUGCCCCGGGAGGUCAAUUGGUCCAGGCGACGGAUGAAUGGGUAGGCGUUCGCGGUGCUCGCAUUGUGUUAUACGAUACGGAUGGAGUGAGAGCCCGCAUGACGGCCAGUUGGCUGCUACAGUUGGGAUGGGAGGUCUAUGUCCUGGACGAGACAUCCAGCGUUACUCGUACAGUGUCGGACAGUCUCUCCAGGCCAGAUCCUCCCCAAUGGAGCCCACCGGUGGAUACGGUCGCGAACUCCAUCACAGUCGACGAACUGCGAGCCCUCGCAAACGCCAACGUGGUGGAUCUCGCACGCAGUCCGGUCUAUCGCCAGGGCCACAUUCCCGGGGCAUUCUUUGCAUCCGGGCCGGAAUUGACUCGCGAUUUGCAUGCCGUGAAUGGUACGGGACCGAUUGUGUUGACCUCGCCGGAUGGGAUGGUCGCUGCGAUCAAUGUGGAAUAUGCGCGACAGGGUAUUUCGCGCGAAGUUGUAUAUCUAUCCGGUGGCACUAAUGCCUGGAUUGCAGCGGGGCAUGCUCUGGAAAAUGAGACGAGGUGGCUUUCGCAACCAAUUGAUGUGUAUCAACGGCCGUACGAAGGGACCGACAAUGCGCGCGAAGCCAUGCAAGGGUAUCUCGACUGGGAGUAUGGACUGGUGGGACAAUUGGCGAACGAUGGAAUCUCCUGCUUUCACGUUGUCCGAGGAAGGGCGGAGCAGUAG
Penicillium cosmopolitanum is the source of this 1539-nucleotide messenger RNA. RefSeq lists its product as uncharacterized. Bases 1 to 1539 code for a protein of 512 amino acids. Gene Ontology annotation, molecular function: thiosulfate-cyanide sulfurtransferase activity. The record is from RefSeq and is a predicted model, not a curated record. The transcript is spliced from 2 exons. NCBI's taxonomy places the organism in Eukaryota, Fungi, Ascomycota, Eurotiomycetes, Eurotiales, Aspergillaceae.